AUGCUUGAACUGUUACAGCAAUUCCAAAGUGAUUGGUGGUUGAAUGAUCGACAACCAUUAGUACUCAUUCAACGUAAUCUUGAUGGUCAGAUCUUUAUUGGUACAAUGCCAUGUGUUCAUCCUGUAUCAGUGAAAUUCUCCACUGAUCUGAAGAAGUGGUUGCUAGUCAAUACACGAACAACUCCAUUAUUAUCGAAUGUCAAGCAUCUUAAUAUGAACUCAUGUGAUCUUGAUGGAGUAAAUGCGUGGACAUUGAUAAUGUGGCUUAUAAUAUCACCAAAUGUGACAAAAUUAUCUCUAAGAUUGAAAAAUAUUGCAGAUAUAAUGCAAAUCGGUAAUGAAUUGACUGAUUUGGUCAAAACAGAUGAAAGCUUGAGAUUGGUUUUUUACCGAAUUAAAACAGUCAACAUCUUACCACAUCAAGGCCAAUGUGAUGACAUGUUAAGAUUUGAUAUGUUCUUGAUUUUUGCUGAUCUCUUUCCAAGAGCAUUCUUCCCUUAUCUAUAA
Molecule: messenger RNA, 507 nt
Organism: Rotaria sp. Silwood2
Lineage: Eukaryota; Metazoa; Rotifera; Eurotatoria; Philodinida; Philodinidae
Source: the annotation of a GenBank genome assembly